This is a messenger RNA of Lutzomyia longipalpis, 1367 nucleotides long. It is a transcript of the gene eIF1A, whose product is annotated as eukaryotic translation initiation factor 1A, X-chromosomal. Gene Ontology annotation, molecular function: RNA binding; translation initiation factor activity. Gene Ontology annotation, cellular component: cytoplasm. NCBI's taxonomy places the organism in Eukaryota, Metazoa, Arthropoda, Insecta, Diptera, Psychodidae. The record is from RefSeq and is a predicted model, not a curated record. The transcript has 2 exons. Bases 226 to 672 code for a protein of 148 amino acids. Gene Ontology annotation, biological process: translational initiation.
AAUAAAAGUUUUCCCAGCAAUUCUCACUUCAAAAGAAAAACUUUUAAGAAGCGCCAUCUGCAAACUGAAUUGCAAAAUUGUGGGGACAAAAAGACAAACAAGAAGAAGAAAAGGAAGAAGAAGAAGAAAGUGAUUCACGUCCAUUGUUUUUUCACACGCAAAAAUUCCUCGUGCAAUUUCUAUUAAAUAAAAAAGAAGCAGCGCCCCAUUUAAUUCGCAACAAGGAUGCCGAAGAAUAAGGGAAAAGGAGGCAAGAAUCGCCGUCGUGGUAAGAAUGAGAACGAAUCCGAGAAGCGAGAGUUGAUCUUCAAGGAGGACGAGCAGGAAUACGCGCAAGUGACGAAAAUGCUGGGAAAUGGCAGACUGGAGGCGAUGUGCUUCGAUGGAGUUAAGCGACUGUGCCACAUUCGGGGGAAAUUGCGAAAAAAGGUUUGGAUCAAUCAGGGAGACAUUAUUCUUGUUGGCUUGAGGGAUUACCAGGACUCAAAGGCAGACGUUAUUCUCAAGUAUACACCCGAUGAAGCAAGGAACCUCAAGACCUACGGCGAAUUCCCUGAAUCUGUGCGCAUUAACGACACAAUCACAUUCGUUGAGGAUGGCUUCGAUGAAGAUAUUGAAUUCGACGAUUACAUCAGUUCGGACGAGGAAGCAGAUUCAGUUGAUGCCAUCUGAUUUCCUGCCAACUAAAUUAAAAAGCAGCGUCAGCCUCUCUUAGAGGUAAACUCUCAGAAGAGACGAGUGGGUGGCUUAGAGAAAGUUGAUUGAGGGAUUUAAAGAAAAAGGAAACACUUUAAGAUGUGAAAAAUCUAAUUAAUUACACAAAACAAAAAAUUUACUCGUUGUUCGUGCAGAAAUAAUAAGAACAUAAUAUCCAAACAAAAAAAAUUACAAGUCCUUCAAACCUUGUUUUCCAAGAUGAAUGGAGUUGUGAAUUUUUUCACGCAGAAUAGGUAUAAUUAUCAAAUUUUCUGUUACAAUGACAAGUAGUUAUCUUUCUCUUUUCUGGCAAAAAGCAGAGAUGAAAAAAAUGUAAAAAAAUGCACUUUUAGUAUUGAGAAAUUUGUUUUUUUUUUCUAUUCUAGAUAUUCUUUGGUUCAUUUAAGAUAAAAGAAAUACAUUUAUGUAAAUUUCAACGUAAUAAAUCCACUAUUUUAUUAAUUUUUCCAAUUUUUAUUUUAUACUUUUUUCCCUUGGUUAUGCACAUAGGAUGAACUCUCACGAGAAAUAAAUCUAAUUUGUCUAUAUUUAUCAAUUUAUUCAUUUAGAGAUAUUCUUUUUUAUGUAAUAAUUAUUGGUGACUAUUGAAUUAUAUAUUAUUGUAUUAAAAAAAUAUGAAAUAAAGGAAUAUCUUAGUAAACAAAACACAA